Messenger RNA from Chaetura pelagica (chimney swift), 1790 nucleotides. It is a transcript of the gene FERRY3, whose product is annotated as chromosome unknown open reading frame, human C12orf4. Lineage: Eukaryota; Metazoa; Chordata; Aves; Apodiformes; Apodidae. The record is from RefSeq and is a predicted model, not a curated record. The coding region runs from base 19 to 1671 and encodes 550 amino acids. Gene Ontology annotation, cellular component: cytoplasm. The transcript is spliced from 13 exons. Gene Ontology annotation, biological process: regulation of mast cell degranulation.
GAAAAUCAACCCAAGAAUAUGAAGCCUAAUAAAGAAAAGACCUGCACUAGGGAACAAGACUUUGUUUACAAUUUCAGUGCUGGAAAUCAACAUUUAGUGCUCGCUGUGCCUCUCAGCUUCCCGGUACAAGAGAAUAUUAGUCAUUUGCAUGGACGUCUAAUGCUUCUGCACAAUCUGCCAUGCUUUAUAGAAAAUGACCUGAAGCAAUCUCUUAUUAAGUUCAUAGAAGAGGAAACUAUAAAAGAUCAUGAUAGAGAAGAUGAAAUAGCUCUGGAAGCAGUGAAAUCAGGAAAAGUAGACAUUAACCAGCUGGCAGAUACUUGGGCUAAAGCCUAUAAAGAGACAAUGUUAGAAUAUGCAAAACCUGAAGAAACCAGCUGGGAUGAAGAUUUUGCUGAUGUUUAUCACGAUCUGAUACAUUCUUCAGCUUCUGAAAUGCUGUUAAACCUGGAACACAAUUAUUUUGUUAGUAUCUCAGAAUUAAUAAGUGAAAGAGAUGUGGAACUGAAAAAACUACGGGAAAGACAAGGAGCAGAAAUGGAUAAGGUGAUGCAGGAGCUAGGGAAGUCGCUAACAGACCAAGAUGUAAAUUCAUUAGCGGCUCAGCAUUUUGAAUCUCAGCAGGAUUUGGAAAACAAAUGGACAAAUGAAUUAAAACAGUCUACUGCUAUCCAGAAGCAGGAAUAUCAGGAAUGGGUGAUAAAGCUUCAUCAGGACCUAAAGAAUCCCAACAGCAGCUCAAUCAGUGAUGAAAUUAAGGUUCAGCCUAGCCAACUGAGAGAAUCUGUAGAAGGACAUGGAAGAAUUUAUGAAGAGCAAAGGCUGUUAGAAGAAAGUUUUACUAUUCACUUGGGAGCUCAGUUGAAGACCAUGCAUAACUUGAGACUACUGAGAGCUGAUAUGCUGGAUUUCUGUAAACAUAAGCGCAAUCAUCGAAGUGGAGUAAAACUUCACAGACUUCAGACUGCCAUGUCUCUCUAUUCAGCUUCUCUCUGUGGCCUGGUUUUAUUGGUAGAUAAUCGUAUCAGUUCAUACAGUGGCAUCAAAAGAGAUUUUGCAACUGUUUGCCAAGAAUGCACAGAUUUCCAUUUUCCUGGAAUUCAAGAACAGCUUGGAGUUGUCCAGAAGGUUGUACUGAAGGCCAGAGCACAGUGUAGCAGUAAGUCGAAAAGACAUCAUGAAAACAAAAGUAGUGGAAAUGAAGAUAAAUUAAAGAAUAUUGAACGAAACCAGUCAAAUAUUUUGCCAGGAGAAUUCUAUAUCACACGCCAUUCAAAUCUUUCUGAAAUUCAUGUUGCUUUUCACCUCUGUGUGGAUGAUAACGUACGAUCUGGUAACAUAACUGCUCGGGAUCCUGCAAUUAUGGGACUCAGAAACAUUCUCAAAGUUUGCUGCACACACGACAUUACUACCAUUAGCAUUCCUCUCCUAUUGGUGCACGAUAUGUCAGAGGAAAUGACCAUUCCAUGGUGCUUGAAGAGGGCAGAGCUUGUUUUCAAGUGCAUCAAAGGUUUCAUGAUGGAGAUGGCCUCAUGGGAUGGAGGAAUUUCUCGGACUGUGCAAUUCUUGGUACCACAGACAAUUUCUGAGGAAAUGUUUUACCAACUGAGUAAUAUGCUUCCACAAAUCUUCAGAGUAUCCUCUACAUUGACUCUGACCUCUAAGCACUGAAAUUUGUGCAGCAUUAAGAUGUAUUCUGUUGAUAAAGGAGGAGAUUAUAGAGAUUCUGGAAUGGAGUGUCUCUUCUGAGAGAUGAUGACCACGAAGUGGUAUUUGUUGUGAUUUCAAGA